Solanum tuberosum (potato) is the source of this 1424-nucleotide messenger RNA. Its product is annotated as ras-related protein RABH1e. The coding region runs from base 499 to 1122 and encodes 207 amino acids. NCBI's taxonomy places the organism in Eukaryota, Viridiplantae, Streptophyta, Magnoliopsida, Solanales, Solanaceae. The record is from RefSeq and is a predicted model, not a curated record. Gene Ontology annotation, molecular function: GTPase activity; GTP binding. The transcript has 7 exons.
AAUUAAUUACAAAAAUCGUUUUUUUUCUUUCUCUUUUAACAUUCGAAUACAUCACUUUACCUUUGUUAGAUACAUUACAACUUUGUUAGUGUACAAUGUGUCUGAUGCAAAUUUUAUUGUUGAUAGAUAACUCAAUUAUUUCAAACUUAAAUCUGUAUGAAUCUGAUUUAUAGUUAUGUAUUUUGAAAUAAUUGGAUUAUAUAUCAGCAAUAACAUUUGUACCAGAUACAUUGUAUACAACCAAGAUUGCAAUGUAUCUAAUAAAGGUGAAGUGAUGUAUCCGAAUGUUAAAAGAGGUAAAAUGAAAAUAAAAAGGGAUUUUCGUAAUUAAUUCAAAUACUGUAGUAAUUUUUUUUUAAAAUUAUGUUAUUUAAGUCGUUUAAUUACGUAUUAGGGACUUGGGCGUUGAUGGAGUUGGCGGUUAGUGAUCUGAGAGAGAGAAAUUGUAUUUUGAAGAAGAAGGAGAAGAAAGGGUAAUUCAAUAGAAUUUUGGUUCCAAUGUCGGUGGUAUCGCCAUUAGCAAAAUAUAAGCUGGUGUUUUUGGGAGAUCAAUCUGUGGGCAAAACCAGCAUAAUUACUCGCUUUAUGUACGAUAAAUUCGACACCACUUAUCAGGCUACCAUUGGUAUUGAUUUUUUAUCAAAGACAAUGUACCUUGAAGAUCGAACAGUUCGCCUGCAGCUCUGGGAUACUGCUGGUCAAGAAAGAUUUAGAAGUCUUAUUCCAAGCUAUAUUAGAGAUUCUUCUGUUGCUGUAAUUGUAUAUGAUGUUGCCAACCGCCAAUCAUUUCUGAACACUUCAAAAUGGAUCGAAGAAGUACGCACUGAACGAGGCAGUGAUGUCAUUAUUGUUCUUGUUGGAAACAAAACUGAUCUUGUUGAGAAAAGGCAAGUUUCCACAGAAGAGGGAGAUGCUAAAUCUCGUGAAUUUGGAGUAAUGUAUGUAGAAACCAGUGCUAAAGCUGGAUUCAAUAUCAAGCCUCUGUUCCGAAAGAUUGCUGCAGCCUUACCGGGAAUGGAAACACUUUCAUCCACAAAACAGGAAGAUAUGGUUGACGUUAAUUUGAAGCCUACAACAAAUACAUCCCAAUCAGAGCAGCAAGGUGGAGGUUGUGCAUGUUAGAUUUGUACUUGAAGAGGAGGAAGAGUAAGACAGAAGUUUGAAACACACAAAGACACAGUUGCAUCCAGUUAUUAGGGUGUUCACAAUUAGCAAAUUUCUUAGUUUAUGAGGUUUGCAACAUGGAUUUUUCUUCAUGAUGUGCAACAAUAUGUUAGACUUCAUCAAGGAGGUAGCUGAUUACAGGCUUCUACGAAACUUGUUGUGUUUAUAUGUGAUGGUUCCUAACUAGUUCAGAAACCAUUUAUACCGGAUCAAUCUCCUAGUUGAAUAUAUAAUGAGAUGCCAUACGUAUUUCACAUUCA